This is a messenger RNA of Cladophialophora carrionii CBS 160.54, 261 nucleotides long. RefSeq lists its product as uncharacterized. The transcript has a single exon. Bases 1 to 261 code for a protein of 86 amino acids. Lineage: Eukaryota; Fungi; Ascomycota; Eurotiomycetes; Chaetothyriales; Herpotrichiellaceae. The record is from RefSeq and is a predicted model, not a curated record.
AUGGAAGAAGGAGGAACUCCUAUCAAAGGCUUUCAGCGUCUCGACAAGAACGACGUCGAAGCAUUCUUCCAGACUUGGCUAUACUUCGGCACCUUGGUUUCUGUUUUCAAUAUUGGGGGAGUUGCAAUCAAAGAGAAUGACUUUCUAGAAGCGCACGGGGUUGAAACUUACUUGACAACCAACCGCCUCAAUGCAAAUAUCGCCACCUGGCAAAGUCAAUGGGCCGGCCGGAGCGCCCCAACCCAGCGGAAGAGUGCGUGA